CUCCAUCUUAACCAGAUGUGCUAAGUGCUAACUGCUAAUGUACGCAGGUGGUGUUGCUCUCCACUUUCCACUCUCCAUUCUUCCCAAUGGCGGUGUACGGAGCUGCCGCCGUUCUGGGAUCACUGGUUUUUCUUGGAAUGCAGCUUCCACUAGUGAUGGGAGAUUGCCCUUUGGAUUUGAGUGGGUCAAAUUUUACUCUGGUGGCCUCUGUAUGCGCUAAUAAAGUUGAUAGAGGAAAGUGCUGUCGCUAUAUUAAUGCCUUUAUUGCAAUUUCUGUUGCUCGUUAUGCAAAUAAAACUAGUACCUUGGGGGUUGCUUCAAAUUUAUCUGAUAUUUGCCUUCAUUCAAUAUCGGAGACCUUAGAACUAUAUGGAGUUCCACCAAAUGCAACAGUUUUCUGCGGGUUUGGGACGAAGAUUCCUGUUAAUUAUGAUUGUAAGGGUCGAACAACUGUGGUGCAGAUGCUGGAGUCCCCAAGAUUUUCCGAUGUCGCAGAUAAUUGCAAAGUGCCCCUUUCAGAGGAAAGCAAAUGCAAAAAAUGUUUAAAUGCAGGAAUUAGCUAUCUUCAUCGCCUGCUAGGAGCAGAAAACAAUAUGACACUGAGUACAUGCAGGGAUGCAACUUUUGCUGCACUUGCAAGCCAAGUUGACAACACAUCAGCUGUUGAUAUUGCAAGCUGUUUCUUUGGCAUUCAAGGGCUGAGUAUUUCUCCAGUUUCAGAACCACCACCACCUGUGCACACUCCUGAGGUGUCUCCUAGUCCAUUGGUUGCUGCCAGCCCUAGCCAGGUUGUCUCCACCGUAACCCGUGAUGAAAAUCACCAUCCCUACCACCUCACGUUAAUUCCAGGUGUUGGCAUUGCAGUCACUGCCGUUGCUGUUAUAAUGCUGGUAGUCUUGAUAAUUCUCAUACGUAAGAAAAACAGAGAGCUAGAGAAUUUUGAGAAUACUGGCAAGACUUCUUCAAAAGACUUCCCCCCUCCUCCUCGGCCUAUAAGAAAACUUCAAGAAGGUUCUUCAUCUAUGUUUCAGAAGUAUAGCUACAAGGAGACAAAGAAGGCAACUAACAAUUUCAACACUAUCGUUGGACAAGGAGGAUUUGGAACUGUGUACAAAGCUCAGUUUAGGGAUGGUUCAGUGGCAGCAGUUAAGCGAAUGAACAAAGUUUCGGAGCAGGGGGAGGAUGAAUUCUGCCAAGAGAUAGAGCUUCUUGCCAGACUGCAUCAUCGUCAUCUUGUUGCCUUGAGAGGCUUUUGCAUUGAAAAACAUAAUAGGUUUCUCAUGUACGAGUAUAUGGAAAAUGGAAGCUUAAAGGAUCAUCUUCAUUCUCCAGGUAGAACUCCACUAAGUUGGCAGACAAGAAUCCAAAUUGCAAUUGACGUGGCAAAUGCUCUGGAGUAUCUCCAUUUCUAUUGUGAUCCUCCACUUUGCCACAGAGACAUCAAGUCCAGCAACAUCUUACUAGAUGAGAAUUUUGUCGCCAAGGUUGCAGAUUUUGGUCUUGCACAUGCUUCAAAAGAUGGUUCCAUUUGCUUUGAACCGGUAAACACUGAUGUUCGGGGUACUCCAGGUUAUAUGGAUCCUGAAUAUGUGAUCACUCAAGAGCUCACCGAGAAAAGUGAUGUGUACAGUUAUGGUGUGGUACUAUUGGAGCUUGUGACUGCAAGACGAGCGAUACAAGACAACAAGAAUUUGGUAGAAUGGUCCCAAAUAUUCAUGGCAUCAGAAUCAAGACUAGCCGAACUAGUGGACCCCAGUAUUGGGGACUCCUUUGAUUUUGAUCAGCUUCAAACAGUUGUGACGAUUGUGAGAUGGUGCACACAAGGAGAAGCGAGAGCUAGGCCUUCAAUUAAACAAGUCCUAAGGCUUUUGUAUGAGAGUUCAGAUCCAAUGCAUAAUGGGUUUGUGCAAGCUGUGGAAGACGAAGAGUAUGAAGAAACUGAAGAGAGGGGAAGGACAAGCAAAGGAAAAAUGAAUAGGGGUGAUGGGAUUUUUCACAGUGGGGAUGGGCGAUGUCUUGCUUCUUCUUCAAGUACAUCUAGGUCAUAUUGUAGUAGAAGCUUUUUACUUGAAAAUGGCUCUCCACAAUCUCCUUCUGGUAUACUCUCUGUUUGAGGCCAACUUUUCCUCUGCUUCAGGCACUGAUGAUGGACUGAAAACUUUUGAAUGCAGCUCUUGUUUAUGGUAAUGCUUAGGAAGCAUGGAACCACAGUUGCUAUUUGACAGGUAUGCUCACAUGUUUCUUUAAUUUUGAAUGGGUAAAAGAAUUGCUUCUAUAGAGCAUGUCAAAGGAUUUUGAGAGUAUUAUUAGUCCUGGUAAAAGGGAAAAACAGAAACAAAUGAAAAAUUGAAGUAGCCUGUGGCAUUUGUUUUUGGCUCAUAUUGUGUUAAAUUUUGGGAGAAAUGAGGUAUAAAUAUAUUAGAAAUGAUGUAUAAUUUUAUUCUUUUGGCUUGUGUAUUGACAUUAAGCAUUGUGGGAAUGCAACAAUUUCUCAUCAUUGUUAUUGGAACAGUCAAAAUGGAUAAUGCAGUUUGAAUGUUGUAGCAA
Messenger RNA from Vitis vinifera (wine grape), 2547 nucleotides. Its product is annotated as probable receptor-like protein kinase At1g49730. Gene Ontology annotation, molecular function: ATP binding; protein kinase activity. The coding region runs from base 87 to 2114 and encodes 675 amino acids. The transcript is spliced from 9 exons. The record is from RefSeq and is a predicted model, not a curated record. NCBI's taxonomy places the organism in Eukaryota, Viridiplantae, Streptophyta, Magnoliopsida, Vitales, Vitaceae. Gene Ontology annotation, biological process: protein phosphorylation.